GCGCGGAGGCGCCACCUGCAGGAACCGGGCCCACGGAAGGCGAGCCGCCCUUCCCCUUACCUCAGGACUGCGGCACCCUCGUCCACGUCACCCCGGGGCUGGAGGCGCGGCCUGUGCGCGGCGGCCAUCAUGGCGGAGCUCUACGUCAAGGCGGGGAACCGGGACCGCGGCUGGAACGACCCUCCUCAGUUCUCCUAUGGCCUGCAGCAGCAACGGGCCGCGGCGCCGCCUCAGGGGGCCGGGGCCAAGCGGGGGCCGCUCGCUCGACGCGUGGCCGCAGCUGGAGAGGAAAGGCCGCCGCCGCCGCCGCCGCCGCCUCACGGGCCAGAAAGUGCUGCCUUCUCACCUGCACCACCAGCAUUCCCCCCAAAGUCCACAGGCUUGCCCCUUACUACUGUGCCAGACCCUUCUUUGAAGACAGAUGCUCUUGCGGCCGAAGAGUGUGGUGUGGAAGAUAUUCUGUCUCCCUUGAACGAGGCUUUGGACAAGUGCAGGAAAUCUGUGCGGAAACAGGUUUGCAAUGAUGUUAGCAAGCGCUUGGUAACGCUGGAGCAGAUGUGGACACAAGGGAAACUCUCUGCUUCUGUGAGAAGAGGAAUGAGGAUUCUAACAGAAGAGCUUAAGUGUCAACACUGGGAUGCAGCUGAUGAAAUUCAUCGCUCACUGAUGGUGGACCAUAUCAAUGAAGUUAACCAGUGGAUGGUAGGCAUCAAAAGGCUCAUUGCAGAAACCAGGAAAUUACCCACAGUGGAUCUGGCCUUAGAGGAGCAAGAAGUUGCAACCCAGCUGGAGCCAGAACACCAAUGACCUUAGGUGGAGCCCAGAGACUCCACCAGCAGAACAAUGCUGGAUCUUGUCUUGGAAGCAACUUAGACCAGUUCCUUUCAAGUGGAGAUGCUGCUGCUAUCUUCUCAGAGUCAGACAGACUUUGUCUGUUCUCUGCCAUGGGCCUAUCUGGUUGGUCAUUCAGUAGGGAAAAGAACUGAACGCUUUCUGAAGCAGUGAUGGACGUAAAAAAAAAUGCCCAGCCCAAAUAGCCUGUGUAGACUGGAAGAAAAUCUACAUGGGCGUGUAGCCUCCAUUUAGCACUACCUGGUCCCCAUACAUCCUACAUUCCUUGCACAAACCUCCAUGUGUUCACUGGGGAGUGUACACUGUACAAAGGGUAGCUUGGUGAUCCCCUGCACUUGCGCUUCUGGAUUCAAGUAGGGGAGUUUACUACAGAGGGGGGAGUAAAUGUUUACAAAGCUAAGUAAAAUAUUUUAUGCCUUCAUUAGGAAAAAGCCUCAGUUUUCUUUUGUUUCACAAACGGAUGUUUUAGAAUUUUUAAAAAAUGUACUACUGCUAGAAAUAUGGAGUCUGGAACAAACCUCUUGCCCUUUCUGUUUUCCCCAGAAAAAAUAAAUAAAAAAUUCCAGCAAAAAUAAA
This is a messenger RNA of Sphaerodactylus townsendi, 1428 nucleotides long. RefSeq names its product steroid receptor RNA activator 1 (gene SRA1). The coding region runs from base 130 to 807 and encodes 225 amino acids. The record is from RefSeq and is a predicted model, not a curated record. Gene Ontology annotation, biological process: regulation of transcription by RNA polymerase II. Gene Ontology annotation, cellular component: nucleus. Lineage: Eukaryota; Metazoa; Chordata; Lepidosauria; Squamata; Sphaerodactylidae. The transcript has 5 exons.